Molecule: messenger RNA, 1791 nt
Organism: Colletotrichum acutatum
Lineage: Eukaryota; Fungi; Ascomycota; Sordariomycetes; Glomerellales; Glomerellaceae
Product: beta-lactamase/transpeptidase-like protein
Exons: 4
Coding region: 1-1503 (500 amino acids)
Source: RefSeq, a predicted model, not a curated record
AUGCGACUUCUCCAGCCUUUUAGUCUUCUUGCCAUUGAUGCACUGGUCACCAGCCAAAGGGCCGACCUCACGAAUUGCCCUUUACUGGGGCCAGCCUAUCCUCUUCCAAACCUUCAUAAGUCACAGGUAAUCAAAGAUAAACGGGAGUCAUUUACAAAACUCAUCAACAAUGCGAUCUCAACCGGUGAAACCGAAUUGGGCAAGAUAAACACUGCCACUGCCUCGUUUUCAAUCAGUGUAUUCUCUGCAGAUUCGGAUGAGUUUCUCUACGAGUAUCAUCAUCAGGGGACCGAGCUCAAGGGGACAGUUACCGGGGGCUCAUUGGAUUCGGAUACGUUGUAUCGCAUUGGAAGCGUUACGAAACUAUUGACCGUAUACACCAUUCUCGUCAAGCUGGGCCCUACAUACUGGAACGAGCCGAUCACCAAGUUCAUCCCGGAGCUUGCGGACGCGCCGGCAGGGCACCGAGCGCAUCGGGUGCAAUGGUCUGAGGUGACUUUGGGAGGUUUGGCCAGCCAUAUGAGUGGUAUCGCACGCAAUAAAGUCCUCAAUUCCUUGCUGGAGCAGUAUCCCGCUACGACAACCUGGCACACCCCAGUGUACAGUAAUGAGGCGUUCCAGCUCAUCGGGUGGGCGUUUGAGAACAUCACAGGCAGCUCCGUAGAGCUGACAAGUCUUUCCAGGACCGGCGGCGUCUAUUCUUCCUUGGGCGACCUCUCCGCCAUUGGCCGUUCCAUUCUCGCCUCGUCUAUCCUACCCAAAGCCGCAACCCGUGAAUGGCUCCGACCGGUAACUCACACCCAACACACUCACAGUGCUGUCGGGCGCCCGUGGGAAAUUACUCGAAUGGACGUCGCCGCAGCUCCCGGCUCAAAGCACACUCGGCUCGUGGAUCUAUACACCAAGAACGGCGGCAUCGGAGCCUACCUGACCUACCUCAUCCUCUCACCCGACCACAACAUUGGCUUCACCCUCCUGACAGCUUCCAAGACCGCCUAUGGCGAUGGCAUUGCCGACUCUACGUUCGACGUCCUCAGCGAGUUACUCCUGGAAAAGUGGAUACCCGCCGCCGAUGCCGCCGGCCGGGAGGCCGCGGGAGAGGACCUUGCUGGCAUUUAUGUGGCCGACGACGGAUCGGACUCCCGUGCCGAGUUGACGCUCGUGCCCGGCAGAAUCGGUCUAACACUCCAGAAACUUGUGAUCAACGGCACGGACUUCUUCUCAGAGUCGGGCAGGAAACUUGGGUUUCAGGGUGCGGAUCUACAGUUCAUGGGACUUCAAGACCAGGGGAAAAUCGCAUUCCGAGCGGUAUUCUCGAACCCUGAUGCGGCACCGUCGGGUCGGGAGCCCAUACUGGGAAAGAAGUGCGGAUCGACCUGGGGAGGUGCUGGAUCGCUUACAUACGGCAAUAUUGCUAUAGAUGAGGUUGUCUUCACUGUGGGUAAGGACGGAAAGGCAACUAAUAGCUCAUAUUCCAGAGCCCUCAGCCGCUCUCAGUCAUAGAUCUCAUCAAAUCUCAUCAACCUCUAUUCAAGCUCCCCCUACUCCACGCUUCCAAUGUAACACCACGCCAAAAUGACAGAACCGUAUCCAGAGAUACAACCGCUCUAUGCGCGGUACUGGUUCCAGAAGCUGUACAUGCGAGUCUGCUGGUUAGGAGUGAACUCCUCGUAGCAAGAGUCGUAGGAGUAGUCCAUGUAGUUGUGGAUGGGGUCGAGACCAGCCUGGCUAGGGCAGGAGUCACGGCCGGUAGGGCAUCCGGUGGAGAAGCUGGCCUGGGCGGGGGUAUCG